Molecule: messenger RNA, 2831 nt
Organism: Macrobrachium nipponense
Lineage: Eukaryota; Metazoa; Arthropoda; Malacostraca; Decapoda; Palaemonidae
Product: lysozyme-like
Exons: 4
Coding region: 377-934 (185 amino acids)
Molecular function (GO): lysozyme activity
Source: RefSeq, a predicted model, not a curated record
GUCAGCCUUGCGCUGGCACGGACGCGGGAUCUUGCUGUUGGAGUUGCCGAAUCAUCGAAUAUCGCGUCGAUUUUCCACCACCUCAUUUCGCCAAAUAUUUUUAUUUCAAAUCGUGGUAACGAUUCGUACAUAUUUCCUUACUAAGACGUGCCUUUCGCUUGCGCUACUUCCUUAGGAGGUUUGACAUACGCCCCCGUUUAACGAUUCGCCGUGGGUGCCUUUCAAAUGUUUAAGAAUACCGGUUUGAGCUGCAGUCUGGCCUUAAACUUCGAGGCGAAGUCCUAUGCAGUCUUGGCGAGGGAGCCUACUCCAACAGCAACUACUCAACACCGGAGGUCGAGAGAUUCUUUGAGAUUUGUCCCACUUUAAACUAAUCAUGAAGAAGACAUCCACUUUUGCGCAGAGGUCUUCACCUGGUCAUCCUUGGUCGUACUUGGUGUGGAUUUUCGUCAUCGUGGGAUUACAAUUCUCGCCUGAGGCCCGUGAUAUGCGACGAGUAGAUCCUGACGACAAAUGCUUACGUUGCAUUUGCGAAGCUUCAAGCGGUUGCAAUACAAAUGUUGGUUGCUCUCGGCCUUACUAUGGUGAUUAUAGUUGUGGCCCCUUUGGCAUUUCAUGGCGCUACUGGGCAGAUGCCGGAAGCCCUAAGCAGGGCAGAGAUCUGGAACACCAGAAUAGUGAGUCAGAUUUUGAAAACUGUGUAGAGGACCCUUUCUGUGCUAUUCGAACAGUGGAGAAUUACAUAAAAAAAUUCAAGGAAGGUGAUGGACGCGAUUGCAAUAGGGAUGGCACAGUCAACUGUUAUGACUAUAUUCAAAUGCACAUCUUAGGAGGUUAUAAUUGCAAUCAGUCAAGUAUCGUCACUGAUUCGAGAUACGAGAAAUUUCAGAAGUGUUAUAAUAUGACCUGGCAUGACAUUGUUGAUUCCCAUUGACGGUACAUUUUUCUGAAACACUUUCUUUUGUUCGUUUCGUCCAUUAUAGAAUUACGCUAAUCUUUGUGUCUUGUCUGCAAGCCUCAAUGCUGUUAACAAUGUGAGCUACGUAAACUUUUCUACUAGUGCUGGUGCUUCGUGGAGUCAUAGGACUUUUUGUAUUAUCUACAAAAGAAUGAUCAAAACUUCAGUGUGAGGAUGGUAUUGCGGGAUAAUUUAAAGUGUAUGACACGACUUUUGUACCAAUGUUUAUUUAAGGAAAAAGCAAAUAUCCAUUUGCACAACUUUUGAUGUUAAAUUUGAGGUUUGCAAGGGCAGUGCAUGUUCCCAGGAGGUUUGCAAAGAACAUAAGGUAUUUAUACCCACUCAUAGAAUAUUUUAAUACUCAGAUCCAUACUUAUUGACACUAUAUUUUAAUGCUGACCGGCUCCUUGAGGUAUGGCUGGUAUUGAAGUGACUUCACCAUUUCAAUAGAAAUGUCAUUUUUUAGUGGAAAAAUUAAACGGCAGAAAAAAUUUUACGCCCCGCUCUGUGCUUUGGUGAUUCUCCCUGCAAAGCACUUGCUUUAAGAAGGUUCUUUUUUUUGAGUAUUUUGUUACAUCUUUUGCUGUAAAAAAAAAAAAAAAAAAAAAAAAAAAAAAACAGAGAGAGAGUACUAUUCGCCUAAAAGGUAUCCCAAGUGCACUUAGUAGCAGUAUACCUGUAGCUCUAAUGGAAAGGAAGGUUAAACCCCCCCAACUUUCAGUCAUAUUUCCUGAAAUUUGGCAAUCCUUAAACUCUGAGUAUCAGUUGCUUUGCAAGCAAGCAAAAUUACGCCGAAAUUUCCAUUGAGAUUUUGAAAUGUAGGUGUAUUUUGAGUAGUUAAAAUUUUCACUCGAAAUCUACAUUUUGAUUUGAACACUUAACAAGUAACCAUAAGGCUUAGUUCACAUUUAAGAAAAUCAUCCGUUGUUUUUUACUAUUUAAAACAUGAUGUGCUACUUCUUUAACGCUUUGAAUUUUAGCCUUUCCUUUCAAAAGAUCGCCAGUUAAUUCUUGUACGCUCAAAAUUCUACACAACUCGCUGAAAGGAACGCGCUGAAUGCAAAUGUAUUUAUUUCCUUUAGUGAUUUACUGUGUUAAGAUUUCAUCAAAGCAUUCGUUCACUUUUUAAAAGCUGGUAUAAUACUUUGGACGUGUAGCCUUUCACCCUAUUCUUUGUUGCCUUGAAAAAUGAGAUAGUCUUUCUUCUUAGAUGGAUUAAAUCAAGCCUGAGAUUUCAUUGACCUUCAGAUCAAGUGCUACUUUUAGCCGCUUAGAACCCGCCCGAGGCGUAGUACCUUAACCAUUUAACAGACCAGCCAUUGGUCAAUUUCUAAUAAACUGUAAUGCAGAUACAGCCUGUUCAUUUCUCUUACUGUACCUCCAUUCAGAUUCUCUUUCUUUCAUUUUACUUUCCAUCCUCUCCUAACAAUGUGCAACUGCGAGGAUUUUCUCCUGUUAAACCUUCAAAUCUUUUUACUGUUAAUUUCAGUUUUAGCGCUGAAUGACCUCAUAGGUCUCAGGGCGUGACAAAAUUUUUUUACUCUAUCCUCUAUUAGUUUCUCGUAGUUUAAGAACCCGUUCAGAUUUUUUUUUUUUUUUUUUUGCAGUUUACGAAUCCUUCAGAUUGUUGUUAUUCUUUGUUAAACCUGAAUGUUACUUAAUUGUUUGUUAGUACUGUUGAGAUUGUUGUUAUUCUUUGUUUAGCUUGAAUCUAAUCUAACAAUUCUUAGUUAAUACUGUUGAGAUGUUGAGCGAGUUUGCUGCUGACUAUGUUGAUUUUAACAACUGAAUUUAGUUUUUAAUGGCUUGUGAAGUAGACCUCACUUUUGUGAUUUGCUUUUAGCACUAACCUCAAAUAUACGAACACAACCAU